AUGAUGUUUGUCAAAUUUACGACUGACAGUGAUAAGAGGCUACAACAUCUAUUUUGGGUGGAUGGGGAAAGUCAAAUGAACUACAAAGUGUUCGAUGAUAUUGUAGCCUUUGAUGCAACAUACAGAAAAAACAAGUAUUUGUGUCCAUUGGUAAUAUUUUCAGGUGUUAAUCACCACAAUCAGACAAUUGUGUUCGCAACAGGUCUUGUUUCGAAUGAGACGGAAGAGACAUAUGUCUGGCUUCUUGAACAAUUUUUGGAGGUAAUGGGAGGCAAGGCACCAAGUUCAGUUAUAACUGAUGGUGAUUUAGCCAUGAAGAAUGCAAUACGGAGAGUUUUUCCUGAAGCUCAUCAUAGGUUGUGUGCUUGGCAUUUAUUGCGUAAUGCAACAAGUAAUGUCAAUGUUCCGGAAUUCCAUUCAUACUUUAAAAAGUGCAUGUUUGGAGACUAUAGUGUGGGUAAAUUUGAUGAAAUAUGGAGGGAAAUGAUCACUAAAUGUGGGUUGGAAAACAACAAUUGGGUACAAGAUUUGUACCAAAAAAGGAAAAUGUGGGCUACAGCUCUUAUGAGAGGCAAAUUCUUUGCCGGCAUAAGGACUACUUCAAGGUGUGAAGCAUUGCAUUGUCAUAUUGGAAAGUUUGUUCACUCUAGGAUUAGUUUGAAUGAUUUUGUUCAGCAAUUCCAAAGGUGCCUUACAUAUUUCCGCUUUAGGGAAGUGGAAGCCGAUUUUGAAUCCAAUUAUGGUGAGAUGGUGUUGCAGACAACUCUACGAUCCAUUGAGAGGUCUGCAUCAAGAAAAUUCACGAAUUCAAUAUUUUAUCAAUUUCGUGAUGUCCUAAAAAAAUCAUCAUUGACAAGGGUAUUAGACUGCCACGAGAUGUCAACAUACUCGAUUUAUUCGGUGUCUAAGUAUCGUGGUUCUGGUAAAGUGUGGCAUGUUUCAUGUUGUCUGUCGCCCAUUGAAUUAAAAUGUUCCUGUCUAAAGAUGGAAUCUGUGGGGUUUCCUUGUGAACACAUUGUAACUGUACUGGUGUUUUUAGAUUUUGAUGAGCUACCAGAUUGUCUAGUUAUGAGUAGGUGGUCGAAGAAAGCGAAGGACGCAAUUCGUGGAAGUUACACAGAUGGGUCUUUUUAUUGGGAUUCUCAGCUGGUUGCUAAACAAGCAAAUUUGCACUUUCUUUGUAAGGAAAUUGUGGAGGUAGCACAUCGUGAUGAUGGAGACUACAAUUAUCUCGUUGAGUUGCUGACGCGAGAACUUAACAAUUUGAAACUGAAGCAUCGGGAUGUAACUGUUGGUGAAAAUGUAGAGUCUGAAACAGUUGACGAAGUCAUAUAUGACCCUGAAAUCAUUAGAACAAAGGGAUGUGGACCAAGUACAACCAGUGGAACAGAGAAGAUUAAGCGUAGCUGCAAAGGGUGCGGUGUACCUGGGCAUAAUAGAAGAAGCUGCAAAACGUGUUAUACAACUUAUAAUAAACAAAAAUUUCAUUUCACUAUAUUUGUUACAAUGUAUAAGUUACAUCAAGUUACACUUUAA
Trifolium pratense (red clover) is the source of this 1536-nucleotide messenger RNA. Its product is annotated as protein FAR1-RELATED SEQUENCE 5-like. Gene Ontology annotation, molecular function: zinc ion binding. The record is from RefSeq and is a predicted model, not a curated record. Gene Ontology annotation, biological process: regulation of DNA-templated transcription. NCBI's taxonomy places the organism in Eukaryota, Viridiplantae, Streptophyta, Magnoliopsida, Fabales, Fabaceae. The transcript has a single exon. Bases 1 to 1536 code for a protein of 511 amino acids.